GACUGUGGAACUGUCAUCAAGAUGCAGAUGCAACUUGCCUUUCUGGUUCUCUUGGCUCUGGUGUGCACUGGACUAUGCUCAGAGGUUGAUGCGGAGAAGAGAGCGAUUGAAGAGGAGUUGCUGAACACUCUUCUCUCCUCAAAGGUGAAACAGAAUAAGCAGAGCGCCCCCUCGUGGCGACUGCCUUUAGUCAGCCUGUGUAGGAUGCUGGGCAGCCCGAUCGAACCAUGGCAAGGAGAGUGGCACAGUGAUGAGGAGGUGGAGGGAGGGGUGGAUUACGAGCAGCGUCCACCUUCCCCUCUCGCUGAUACUCUACAGGAACUGAACCAUCUUCAGAAUCUCUGCAGAGUACUGCAGCCCAGACAGCUUCAAGAUGCUGAGGCAUACCUGGACCUUGACCAGAACAAUGAGAAUCCAUUGAAACGGAAAACCCCGUAUAUACUGAAGAGGCAACUGCACACCAAUAAAGCAAGAAGGCCUUACAUCCUGAGACGAAGUGUGUUUUACUAA
Molecule: messenger RNA, 510 nt
Organism: Chanos chanos (milkfish)
Lineage: Eukaryota; Metazoa; Chordata; Actinopteri; Gonorynchiformes; Chanidae
Gene: nts
Product: neurotensin
Exons: 4
Coding region: 22-510 (162 amino acids)
Cellular component (GO): extracellular region
Molecular function (GO): neuropeptide hormone activity
Source: RefSeq, a predicted model, not a curated record